GGUCAUAGUUGGAAUAAUGGAUGAUAUCAACAAUAAUUUCACACUGAGUGAAGAUGUCAAUGGGCCACUACUGGCAGCUGUGAUUGGGAUGGAGAUGCUAGCAGGACUCAUUACUAACUCAUUUGUGCUCAUACUGACUGCCUGUCACUUAAAGAACUGGAAACAACCAACAACUGUAUUUCUUUCUAACAUGCUUGCAAAUAAUCUCGUUGUUAUUCUUUUUACGAUGCCUCUGUCCAUCAUAACUACAGCUAGUGGUGAGUGGAUAUUUGGAAGUACAGUGAGCCAAAAGGAAAGUGCAUGCUACUUUGCUGCCUGUAUAUUCAUAUUUAGCAUAUUGACAGCAACAGAGAGUCUGGUCUUACUGUCAUUUGAUAGAUUCUUCUUCAUUGUGAAAGCCCUUCAAUACAAGAAAUACAUGACUGUCAAUAGAGCUUUUAUAAUUGUUGCUGUUUCAUGGCUACUUGCUGCUUUUCUGAGCAUGUUACCAUUUUUUGGAUUUGGAGCAUUUGAAUUUGCAUUCAGUUAUGGUAUGUGCGUCCCUGGGUGGAGGGGCCAGGCAGGGUAUGCUAUAUUUUCUUUCAUUGUUAUAUCAAUAUUCAUUGGCAGCAUUACAGUCACGUCUAUAUGGACAAUGUGUUUCACUAGAAAAUAUCUUAAAAAUGCUGCAACAAACAUAUCAACUGCAGCAAGCCCAGGUAACCCGUAUGCAGCUCAAGAGAGGAGAGUCAUUGGAUUAUUUGGUAUGCUGAUAAUA
This is a messenger RNA of Amphimedon queenslandica, 757 nucleotides long. RefSeq names its product high-affinity lysophosphatidic acid receptor-like. Lineage: Eukaryota; Metazoa; Porifera; Demospongiae; Haplosclerida; Niphatidae. Gene Ontology annotation, cellular component: membrane. The annotation marks the transcript as partial. Gene Ontology annotation, molecular function: G protein-coupled receptor activity. The record is from RefSeq and is a predicted model, not a curated record. Gene Ontology annotation, biological process: G protein-coupled receptor signaling pathway. The transcript has a single exon.